Messenger RNA from Sphaeroforma arctica JP610, 2254 nucleotides. RefSeq lists its product as hypothetical. The transcript is spliced from 6 exons. Gene Ontology annotation, cellular component: nascent polypeptide-associated complex; cytoplasm. The record is from RefSeq and is a predicted model, not a curated record. Gene Ontology annotation, biological process: protein targeting to membrane. Lineage: Eukaryota; Ichthyosporea; Ichthyophonida. The coding region runs from base 138 to 722 and encodes 194 amino acids.
CGCGGAUCCAUUUGUCUUUUUGAUUUGAGAGAUCCAAAAAAAAUCUCGUGGCUCACAUAUUUCUCAUAAUAUGUCCAGCCGUAGAAUUUGCGAACCAGGUACUCACAUACUCAGCGAAAAACAAACACACAGAGAUCAUGACAGACACGGAAAACAAAGUAGUCGAGAUCACUGACGACAAUGUUCCAUCUGACGAUGACAUGCCCGCUCUAGAGGAGGCCACCGCAAACACCACUAUUGAGGAGGGCGAUGAAAGUGAGGAAGCUGCUGCCGAAGUUGGUCGCUCCGAAAAGAAAAUGCGCAAGGCUCUUAUGAAGCUCGGACUCAAGCCCGUCCCCGGGAUUCAACGUGUGGCCAUGAAGAAGCAGCCCAAUGUUCUUUUCGCUGUAAAGAAGCCCGACGUAUACGUUGUUGGAGAUACAUACGUUGUUUUCGGUGAGUACAACGUAGAGGACAUGAACGCUCAAGCGCGCGCACAGGCCCAGAUGAUGCAGCAGCAACAGGCCGCCGCCGGUGGUGAUGGUGCAGAUGAUGAUGAUGAUGACAUUCCUGCACUUGAGGAGGCACCAGUUGACGAGGGAGAUGUUGACGAAACUGGAGUAGAAGCUGAGGAUAUUGAGCUUGUUGUUCAACAAGCGAAUGUUAGCAGAGGACAGGCCGUUAAGGCUCUAAAGGAGAAUGAUAACGAUGUAGUCAACGCUAUCAUGACCCUGACCACUUAAUCGCUCUGUGGAUAUUUUAUUGAAGUAAGUGACGUGCCUUCUAGGCCUCACACUAUAAUUUCUCUGCAUCUGAAUCGGCGAGGAAAGGCAACAGCUGACGAUGUCAUAAGCUGCAUAUGCACGAUAAUAUUAGGCCGUAUGUGCAACUUAUGUGAGUUAUUCGAUCCGGCUGCCAUUCCCUGUUGUUCAGGGCCGCGAGUACGGGUGAGAACCCUCAUGCUGGUCAACCAUGUUCGUUUGCUACCUGAAUUUGUAUAUUAGUGAAACAUAGAUAGGAGUACCUUAAAAUAUACGGUCGGGUGGACCAGCAUAUCAUACCAAGUGGUUUAAGUUUCCGUUUAUGAGGGUUUCCAAUCUAUCAACCUCCCGGUUGGGGGACGAGAUUGAGGGAGAUGGAAACAUCCCGUGAUAUCAAAUUUUUAUCAUUCAAACCUUUUAACUGCAAUAUUCUCGAGGGUCGAUUAGCGUACAUUGACUGUGUCUCGGAUAAUACAUCUGGUUAGCUGGUUUCAUUCACAGGAUGUCAGAGAUGCUGAUAGAAAACCUAUCAACCAUCUCACUUGAAUGGUGGUUUUUGAGUGCGCAACGUGCAAUUUCGUAGUAUUCGAUACAUUCCUCAUGCUGCUCUUCGCUCCGCACAAGUAUGUAUUACACUUGCGAUAUGUUUCAUUUAGGUUUUGGCAGAUUUGGCGGUGUAUUCGUCUUGAAAGUCAAUUGAUUAACAUUUAGGCUCACGUGCUACUACGUUGUCGACGACUUGGCCACUUCGUUUCAUGCAAGACCAUCUGUGUACCCGGUUAUAGAUGUUAUGGAGCAUUGUGAAGUUUACCAGCAAGUGUCAAAAGGGAGUUCAUGAUAUGCAACCUGACAUUCUGUGUUCAUAGAGCCACCCAUAAAAGGCUUAUGUGUAUAUUCUCAACCAGAGGGUGCUACGCUAACCGCAAAUAGCGAGGGCGUUAUGACGUACAUUAAUAUUCGCGCUGUAUCGAUACAAUUUUCUCUCCUCGUCGAUAUUCGUGGAGAAAGCGGUCACUUAAUGCCAGUGAUAUCUACGAUACAUCAGCAAACCACCAGCAUAGAUCUUUCAAGUUGCAAUUAAACACCGCAUAUAGGGAUAAAAGUUUAAAGCCGACGGCUUGAACGUGACUUUUAAGCACACCAUGAUUUAUCCCUUUACACAGACACACGAUCUGGGAGUAUACUCCCACAUACGAUCUCGGAAUACAAGUCUAAGGUCGCGUCAACUGUUAGUUGUGCGGGUUCCUUGAUUCGUCUCUGUUCGCCCGUUGAUUAGAACCCGCACGUCCUUUACUGGACACAUAAGGAGUUAGUGGUGUAUUUCUUUGUACUCCCGAAUCGCAAUUGUCCAAUUAAUUUGUUAUGUCUCGAGAGAAAACUGGAUUAUGAUUAUCCCCAUGUGAGCAACACGGUGGGCUCGAGGCGAAUCAGUUGGUGGCUUGGUUCUACAACUAAUAGCCUUUCAACAGGGGACGAUUUGCCGAUACAUAGAUCUCAAUAAAGUACCUGAACAC